Cucumis melo (muskmelon) is the source of this 2749-nucleotide messenger RNA. RefSeq names its product la-related protein 1C. Bases 364 to 2025 code for a protein of 553 amino acids. The record is from RefSeq and is a predicted model, not a curated record. NCBI's taxonomy places the organism in Eukaryota, Viridiplantae, Streptophyta, Magnoliopsida, Cucurbitales, Cucurbitaceae. The transcript is spliced from 6 exons. Gene Ontology annotation, molecular function: RNA binding.
AGAAUUUCGAGUGGGAAGCAACCAAAAAAAAACAAAGAGAGAGAGAGAGAGAGAGAGAGAGAGACAAAGCGUUUCAGAGAGAGAGAAAGAGAAUUCUUGUUUCUGAGCCUUUCUCCGCUGCUCUCCCACAAACCCCCUUUCGUCUUCGCCUCUCUCUUUCUCUUUCUAUGAUCUGAUCGCUGAAAUUUUUGGAAAAACCUUCACAUUUUCGACUCCUUUUCCUUGUUUUCUUUCUUCAUUCCAUCUCUUUGGAACAGAAUUUUGAUCGCUUUUGUACAUUUCCCCCUUUUUGUUCUUCGAUUAACCUAUCCAUUUCGCGCUGACAAAACCCUAACUCGCGGGUUUUUUUUUUUGUUUGUUUUCAUGGCUGCUACUAAUUUGUCUGAUAACAAUCCGGCAAUGGCUACCGGCGUUCAUCAUUCUCGUCAUUCCGGUCAAAACAUAAGUAGCCCUAAAUCACGCCGCUCUCCACGUCCAGUGUCGUCGCCGUGGACUCAGAUUGUCCGUGGUGAGUUGGAAAUUCCUGCUGUUGUUCCGUCUUCACCAUCGAAUGUGACAUCUUCGGCGGCUAUUGUUGAGCCGCGUUCUCCUUCGCCUUCUUCUUCACCGUCCUCCUCUUUAACUGUGGAAGAACCAGCUGGAGCUGAGAGAUCAGAUAGUGGGAAUGAGUCACUGUCCAAUGCGGGAAAUAAGCCUGCCUGGAAUAAGCUGUCUAAUGGGGCCGUGGAGGUAGGGCCUGUUAUGGGGGCUGUAUCUUGGCCAGCUUUAUCGGAGUCCACUCGGUUUACAAAUAAAUCGUCUUCGGAUUCGCCGAAAGAUUCAGCCGAUGGAUCUGCUGGCCCUGCAUGCGAGGGGACAGGAAAUCCACCAUCCUCACCGUAUAAAAAAGGUAUUAGUGCAAGUCCAAGUCCAAAUCCAACUCCAGCUGCAACUCCAACCCUAACUCCAACUCCAGUUGCAACUCCAACCCUAACUCCAACUCAUCGUCAGAAGUCGAUGAAGCGUAGUGGUGCUGCCAGUUCAUACAGUGGUGGUGUCUCUCAACAAUCGGCAACUUCAGUUUCUACAAUUGAUACAACUCCUAGUAAUCCUUCGUCUAAGGACCACAUGCAGAGGAAUUCAUUUGCCUCACAAUCACACAAUGAUCAUAAUUAUCAACAUCAACAUCAACCUAAUUCAUUUAGGAGUCGUGGGUCUGGUUAUCCACGUGGUGACAGUUCUCACCAUCACAACCAUGGCUCCAGGCGUGAUCAAGACCGUGGAAACCAUGAUUGGAAUCCCCAUCGAAAUUAUGGACAGCCUCAGAGAGUUGUUCAAAGAUAUAUAAGGCCUCCUCCUCCCCCUAGUAAUGCUACCUUUAUUCCUUCAUCUAUGAGGCCUCUCGGGGGUCCUAUACCUUUCCAUGAAUUUGUGCCUCCGGUGGUAUAUGUUGGGGCUCCUCCUCAAGAGGCCCUUAGAAGUGUACCUUUUGUGGCUCCAAUGCCACCUAAUGCAGUCUUUUUUCCUGCUUCAGACCCUCAGUUAUAUGCUAGGAUAGUCCAUCAGAUAGAAUACUAUUUCAGCGAUGAGAACUUAGUAAAAGAUACUUACUUGAGAAGGAACAUGGAUGAAGAUGGAUGGGUUCCAAUUCAUUUGGUUGCAGGCUUCAAAAUGGUUCGAUCUCUGACUGACAAUAUCCCUGUGAUAUUGGAUGCUUUGCGGUCAACAUCCACUGUGGUAGAAGUACAGGGGGAUAAGGUGAGGAGGCGAAAUGAUUAUAGCAAAUGGAUAAUGCUUCCUUCAACUCCAACUUCUAACGAUGUUGCCCCAUUAAGCCCCGCUAACUCCAGUCAAGAUUUGCUGGCUGCUGGUGUUCAGAAUAUUACGUUGGAGACUUAUAACAGUACAGACGUUCGGGGAGAUUUUAAAGUCGAGGCUCUGCAAAGUAGAUCACCUCGGAAUUUCAAUAGCCAGUCACAGCUCCCAGGUACAGGAAAUCCAAAUAUUGGCGCAGGUUUGGAUCACUCCUUUUCUGCGAGGAAAUAGACCUUGUACAUGAUGAAGCCCAUGCCUUUAUGAGUCCAAAAAAAAAAAAAACAUAUAUGGGUAAUAGAGACUGAGGAGAUAAGUUAUAACACCGUGUUCUGUUAAAUAUGGUGGCCUUCUUGAUACACGAUGAAUCUUUUUUCUCUCGUGUGGCUAGGUAAAGAAGGCAAACUGUGGGGAAUAAAGACGCAAAAUGAAGGUAGUUAAAAAAAAAGAGAGAGAGAGCAACAACUCUAAGAAGUUUAAAAAAUACUCAAAACAUUUUCUUUUAACGGCAACUAAAGGGAUCCAUUUAUUGUUUUGUGGGAUGUUGCCUUUGUUACAUAAAUUUAUUUCCUUUUUGUCUCCUUGAUGAUGGGCAUGUACUUCUAACCAUGGAGAAUCUUGAUUUUCGAUAUUCUCGGAGGCAAAGAACCUCAAGCCGUAGGGAACAAGACAGAAAUAGUACUGGAGAGGAAGUAAAGAUGCUGGCUGAUCUUCGUUGUCGUUAAUUUAGAGAGACUGGCUUUUCUUUGGAUGCUCUGAUUGCAGCUCUGCUCGAUCUCGAAGGCUUUUUUCUUUUCUUUUUUUCAUUUUUCUUUUUUCCUUUUCUCAAGACAUAUCUUCUGCUCUCUAAAUGUCAAAUGGAAUAACUUUGCAUAUGAUGUUUAACUUUUUGAAUAUUGGACUUGAUAAAUUGUGCCCGUCGGCGCAUCUUGAUGUGAACUUUAUUUUUCUUUCGGCA